Messenger RNA from Lates calcarifer (barramundi perch), 9285 nucleotides. RefSeq names its product transforming growth factor, beta receptor 1 b (gene tgfbr1b). Lineage: Eukaryota; Metazoa; Chordata; Actinopteri; Centropomidae. Gene Ontology annotation, biological process: nervous system development; protein phosphorylation; cellular response to growth factor stimulus. Gene Ontology annotation, molecular function: ATP binding; transforming growth factor beta receptor activity, type I; activin binding. Gene Ontology annotation, cellular component: plasma membrane; activin receptor complex. The record is from RefSeq and is a predicted model, not a curated record.
UCUACCUUUCUCAGCGAAGGGAGAAGUUAGCAGUCGGCUGCCAGUCUGGUCCGUAGCCACGAUGGAUGCAAUACCAUGCUUUCUGCUCGUCCUCCUGUUCGGGACAAGGAUACAAGAAAAUACUGCCCUCCAGUGUUACUGUGACCGCUGCAGCGCCAACUCCAGCUGCACGACAGAUGGCGUCUGUUUCGUCGCCGUUCGCAAGUCGGGCAGCCGGCUGACCACCGAGCAGCGCCAGUGCGUACACGAAAACGAACUGAUCCCGCGAGACCGGCCCUUCAUCUGCGCCCCGUCUGUCAAACAUGACACGGGUAUUUACCCAGUGUGCUGUACCACGGACUACUGCAACAAAGACCCUGAUCUGGACCCUGUCCCCACAGUAAAGCCGCCUCCUCUGGGUCCUGUGGCCCUUGCAGCGGUGAUCGCCGGCCCUGUGUGUGUGCUCUGCCUGCUGCUUGUUGUGGCAUUUUAUGUCUGCCACAGCCACAGGGGAUUGGGGGCCGGGGGCGCCGGGGCCCACCAUCACCACCACCACCGGGUGCCCAAUGAAGAGGACCCCUCCAUGGACCAUCCCUUCAUCACUGUUGGAACAACACUGAAGGACCUCAUCUACGACAUGACCACCUCGGGCUCUGGAUCAGGCCUGCCACUGCUGGUUCAGAGGACCAUCGCAAGGACCAUCAUCCUCCAGGAGAGCAUCGGAAAAGGGCGUUUUGGCGAAGUGUGGCGGGGCAAGUGGCGUGGCGAGGAGGUGGCCGUGAAGAUCUUUUCCUCCCGCGAAGAGCGCUCCUGGUUCCGCGAGGCUGAGAUCUACCAGACCGUGAUGCUAAGACACGAGAACAUUCUGGGCUUCAUUGCUGCUGAUAACAAAGAUAAUGGGACGUGGACUCAGCUGUGGCUGGUGUCGGACUACCAUGAGCACGGCUCCCUCUUCGACUACCUUAACCGCUACACCGUCACUGUGGAGGGCAUGAUCAAAUUGUCCCUGUCCACAGCCAGCGGCCUCGCUCAUCUCCACAUGGAGAUAGUGGGCACGCAAGGUAAGCCAGCUAUUGCCCACAGAGACUUGAAGUCAAAGAACAUUCUAGUGAAGAAGAACGGGACCUGCUGCAUCGCUGACCUGGGUCUAGCCGUCCGCCAUGACUCAGCCACCGACACCAUCGACAUCGCUCCGAACCACAGAGUGGGAACCAAAAGGUAUAUGGCUCCAGAGGUCUUGGACGACUCCAUAAACAUGAAACACUUUGAGUCUUUCAAGCGAGCUGACAUCUAUGCCAUGGGACUGGUCUUCUGGGAGAUUGCCAGCCGCUGCUCUAUGGGAGGCAUCCAUGAGGACUACCAGCUGCCCUACUAUGACCUGGUUCAGUCAGAUCCAUCAGUGGAGGAGAUGAGGAAGGUGGUUUGUGAGCAAAAGCUUCGGCCCAACAUUCCCAACCGCUGGCAGAGCUGUGAGGCCUUGCGGGUGAUGGCAAAGAUAAUGAGGGAGUGUUGGUAUGCCAACGGUGCCGCCCGACUCACUGCUCUCCGAAUCAAGAAAACCCUGUCUCAGCUCAGCCAACAGGAGGGAAUCAAGAUGUAGACAAAACUACCAAACACACACACACAUGCACACACACCUCUGACUGGCAUCCAUAUCGUUAGCAUUACAGCAUUAUUAUCUUCAUUAUUAUUCAUCGAUUGUUCCUCCCCUUUAGUUUGAAGGGCAGUGAAGAAUAUUUUUCCCCUCGUGCUCUUUUUUCGCAUCCCAUUUCAUUCACUGACAAGCUGAUGAAUCCUGCACCUAGAGCUGAGGAACCAUCUAUAUGUGUGUGUGUGUGUGUUGCACUGGGGUGACAUACACACAUGAAUGGCUGGAGGGAUGGAUAAAUGGAUGGAUGGAUCUGAUGAGGGGUGGUUGUGUCUGAAGUGGAUAGAAGAGGCAUUAAAGGAAGCCUCCACUCAUUAUCCUCCAUGUUAAUUUACUAUAUUCAUCAAGUGAAGUCUUUCAAAGACCCAUACAGGCAACUGGUGUCCAUGUCAACUCCCGCCUUCACCGCUCAUCACACACCAACCAAUAAAAGCUCAGACCUCAUCGGGUAAACUAAAGGCCAGACAGGUAGCUGAGAAUCACCUGGGAGGCCUCUGAGCUGCCAGAGCUUCGCUCUCAUCUCCUUAUAUCUUCAUUAUCACUUCAUUUGUAUAUUAGCAUUUCAUUCUUUACUUCAGAGUGUUAAGCUACUCUUCAGUAGGGCUGCAAGUCACUCAUUUACAUUUUUGAAUGAUCUAUCGAAUCAUGAAAUACGCAGAUUUCCUGAGUGUGUAAAAAAUGAGUUGAAAAAUCAAAAUGGAACCAAUGCUGAACUUACUGUUUAAAAUUGAACAAAAAUUUUUGGAUGUAAAAAUUCGAGCUAAGUCAAAAAGUCAGACUGCCCAAAUUCUAAAAAAAAGAUUCUAACAACAAGGAUAAACAAACAGGUCUGAAUGGAGUCAAUUUGUCCUGUCAGGUUUAGUGUUGACUGUUACCAAGUAGCCUGUCAAAAGUUAGUAGCAGUUUAAUAUCAAUUUUGUAAAUGUCAGAAAAUGGACAGUUUAGUUUGUCUUUAAAUUCUAAUCCAAAGAAAUGACAAAUAAUGGAAAAAGGAUUUUCCAUUUGGGUGAGGCAGUUAAGUUUAUAUUCACCAUUAUUUUGCUGCUAGAGAAGGCAGCCACAGAACAAGCAGCUGCUUGACACACAUCCUCCUAAUCAUUGAGCUAACAGUGAGUCAUCCAUGAUCGGUAGUAUUUCAGAGGGUAAAGAUUAUUCAACAAAGAAAACCGUUUCUGUUGCAGCCCUACUCUUGAGUCAUUUUACGGUAGCACUGGGGACUGAAGCGAGGACCUGGGGGUCAUGGGACAGUCUGUAAGCCGCUCUGUGGGGGUCACACAAACGUUGGCUUCAUCUAGUUGAGUUGUGAGCAGAAUCUCUCAUCUCUGCAACAAUUUUGCACCUGUUUUUCAUUUGUUACUGUUGUAUUUCCCCGUCUCCCAUCGUAUUGUCAGGGAGUCGGACAGGUCAGUUUAAUUUAUUGUGUUUUUUGAAUUUUCUUUCUGGUGGCAGGGGAUCUUUUUUGCAAAACUAAACUGGACAUGAUGACCUCAUUCAUUUUUGGCGAACAUGCUGCAACAUAUGCAAUAUACAGUAGAUAAAUGUGUCUAUUUUCUAUACUCUGCUCUGCUAAACCACAAACAGCAAGAACAACAACAACAACAACAACAAUCAGCUGCCACCAUGCCUUCCAAGCCAGCUGUUACCAGAAAGUGCCAGUGCUUUAAAAACCCAACUCCUCUCAUGUCGGCUGCUGUGGAGUGUGUUUGUUCUCGCGUGUAUGCAGCUCUGUGCGUGUGUGUCAGAGGAGGCCUGCGGGAGCCCUGCCGAGCAUACAGCAAGCUCGUACUAUGCACACCCAAGAAGUAGGGACGGAAAGCAAGAAGGGACACACACCGCACAUCACAGCACGCACAACUCAGCCGACUCUCUGGUGCCAUUUCGUCAACCCCCUCCCCUCCCACCUGAACACCCGACCACCUCAGCAACAACUCAUUGUACAGCUUCUCCUCCCAGUGGACUGAGUCUGGAAACUGAGCUCCAGCACCUCAAACUGUGUUUAGUUGGAAAAACUUCGCCACAAAAGCUUACGGCGGCUUUCGAAAAGAGACACAAAAAACUUGUAAGCAUUACUGAUGUUGCCCUAUAAAUGUAAACUCUUGGAUUUCUGAUUUUUGUUCUCUCACAUGUUUGCGCCGUUGACAGCGCAGCAGCGCGAAUCAACCUUUCAAGUGUUUUCUUCUCUGUAGGAUAAUCAACAAAAAAAACAGUGAGGUACAUUCAUUUAAAUAUAGCAAAUGGAUAUUUACUAAGCCAUAGGUUUUCCAGGUUGUUUAUCAUUUUUUUUCUUUUUUGUGGCAAGGUCUUUUUCUACUAGAAUGUACAUUUACGAAAAACAAAAGAUGAAAAAAAAUAUGCGUAAAAUGGACAAUUUUGUCAUUUCAGCUUAGCAAGCCUUAAGGGACCAAUGCAUAAGAGUCAGGAUCUGCUCUUAUUUUUUUUCCCUUUAUUUUUGUUUGUUUUGUUUUUUUUUUUUUUUUAAGAUAAAUACAUAUAUAUAUAUAUAUAUAAUAUAUAUAUAUAUAAAUAUAUAAAAAAAUUGAUUACUAUGACAAAGGUAGUGUCAUAAUUCUAUCUAAAGGACAAAAAAAAUAUAUGUAGCACCUGAUUUAACAGUUUGUUUCAGUCAAGUGUUUGUCCUGUUGCCAAAAUUGCCAUACAUCUAAACCCAUUCUAUCUUAUUUUACAGAUCUGCUUGUGUCUGAGUUCCAUCAAAAGCACUUGUCUUUGUCGUUUAGUACACAGGUCAAAAUUUAACACAUAAUUACAGUUUGAAUACACAAAGUAUUAAACAGUCUAGAAUGAUUACAUCCAGUAAAUUAAACCUGCCAGACAGUGCUGUACUCAAAGAAAUCCCACAGAGUCUCUUGAUUGUUCAGCAAUAAGUGCACUUCUGAACCACUGCGGGGUUUACCUGUGUGGCAAUUUGGAUGUCAGCGAGUCCGUCUGUCCCCAUUGUUUUCCUUACAUAAUGGAUACAUAAUGUAUUGAUGUGCUGCUACUUAGUUGUCCACCUCGUUUUCUGAGUCGAGGUGAGAGCUGCCGUUGGAUGUAAAUUUCCUCAGAUUGCCUGAAUCUGAUCAUUCUGUGCCAUGUUGCUCUGAUGCAAAUCUAGCGCAUUGUCAUUUGGUAGGCAGUCUACUCAAAGAUUUGCUGAAGUGUGUUCAAGAGUUGUGUCAGCCAUCAUUCAUGGACGUGCAGGAGACCCACACCUGCACCCACUGCAGCAGCUCAUUUCACUGAUGAGUUCUUCCUCUCUGGUUCAAAGUGUGGAUCAGUUCAAUCAGUUGCUGUAGAAUGGAAAGCUGCAGCCUCCAUGGACCAUGGUUGAAAGCCGCUGUGCCAAACUAUCGAUGGGGUUCGGAGUAGCUUGUUCUCUCCACUUUGAAGCCCACACAGUUGGAAAUGCAUUUAGAGAUAUUUUCCUCUACUAGAAGCCCAAGUUUAGAGGAGGGGUUAGGAGAGCAAAGUUAUCAAAUUCUUUUUGAUAAUAGUCAUUUGUCCAGUAAAAAGUGCUUUUUCUCUGUAAGAACCCCCUAGUUGAUGGCUUUAUAGCAACUGAUAAUGUAAUCACAGAUAGAUAAUGACAUAGUUGACAUAGUACCUAUAAAAAUGUCAUAAAUCCUUUUCAGCAUUCAAUUCUAAGUUAAUGUAACAGCAAUGGUAAUAGAUCUUUCUUUAAAGCUAUAUACCGUAACUUGACAGACAUUCUUUAUUCAUAAUUCAUGGUCUCUGAUAGUCUACCUGCAAUUAUUUUUCAUGAUCAGUUCUUGCCUAAGUAGACUGAAUAGUAAACCACUUAAAUAAAACAAAACCACUCCAAGUCAAAUUGAAACAAACAGCAGUUGAUAGAACACUUACCAUUCAACUCCACUUAUUUGUUUGUUCAAGAGCUUUUAAAGAUAUCCCACUUAAUUCAGCAGUUGGCCAACUUGUGGGAUGGACCAUUAUGCUAAUGUAGGAUAUGUGCAAAGUUGAUUUAUGGCAUUUAGGCUUACUGGUAUGAGUGAGGAAGUGGGCCUUGGGUAGACAUAGAGACUGAGAUAAAUGCUUUUCAAUAAGCCAGUUGCUCAUCUUUUGAUUUUAUAAAUACUGUUGCAUCUCUAAAGAAAAAUCUGCACAUCUAGUUGGCUGAGGUGAAGAAUCCCAUAGCCUUUUUAUAAAAUGUUCAAAACAUUCUAAUGUGACUUAUCCAUUUUUGUGAUUAUAUUAUCAGUUGAUACAGGCUUUAUUCAGCAAUUCCCUUGUCAUCCUUUAAAAAAAUUAAAUGAAUCCUUUAAAGACUUUGGUUAAAAAAAAAAGAAGGAAAAAAAAGUUUGACAAAAAGCAGUCAAGGUGUGAUGUAUCCACCUGUUUAGUUCCACUGUUCAGAGUUGUUCUCGUGAAUGAAGUAUUCUUAAAUAUGUAGAAAUGAUCAGCAGUGGCAGAAGUGACAUAUUAAGCAUUGUAAAUAUCUUGUGGAGUAAACAACAGAAGAAAGCUAUCCUGAUAUUUGAAGAAAGUAAAGUGGAUAUCGCUGCUAUAUAAAAUACAAAAAGGGUGACAGACUAUGCUGAAUUAAAUGUUAAAUGUGUAAACUAGUGGGCCAACUGGGGCUUGCCAGGGAAAACCAGGGCCAAGGAUUCAUCUUUCUAAGCCAUGUGGGUUUGGGGUGCAGGGUGGGGGAUCGGUGGUGGUACGGGAAACGCUAAAUUUAAAAUCUCAAAGUAUCCCUUUAAGUAAGCCCUGGCUAGCCCUGCUGGCAUUUUGGGUGGGAUUGAGACUGUAUAGUAUGUGUAUUCCAUUAGUAAUGUCAUUCUCUGGGACAUUAGCAACAACAAAAGCUCAACUCAACAGCACCUCUGGUAUGCCUCUACUAGGACAACCUUCAUUCUGUCUUAAAGUCACCAGCAGCCUUGUAGUUUUUCUUUUCAAAACCCAAGAUGACUUAACUGUAAAAAGAUUUUUGCACCCAACUGUUUUUCUCUUGUGGUCUUUAUACAGCAGUCUUUCUGUCUUGGAUUCUAUCUUGCCUUUCUCUCUUGUCAUUCCAUGUUCUCUAAUUGACAUAACAGAUAUCUCCUAGCUACAAGGGCCACACUUCACUGCAGCCGGUUCACAUGCUUCACAGCUCCAUAACAGGCAAACCAGCUCACGUCCAUCCCUGCCUACAUUUACUUAUCUCUAAACUCGCAUCUUAAGGCUGGACUAUGCUUGAAACAAACCAGUCUUUGUGAUGCACUGCAUCACACAAAUGGCAAUUUUAGGCAGUCUCUCCUAUAAGUCGUUCAUGGUUUUGCCCUUAAAUGUACACACGACAGAGAAGACACAAGACAUAAAUUUAAACUGUCUGAGCUCGACUUUGGAAAGUUUUAAAAAAUCUGUUGGACACAGCCCGGACAAGUUGCAGAAAGCACUUUGCUUGAAGCACACUGAUGCCUUUGAAAGAGUACGUCAUUGAUUUAGACAAACUCCCCAACACCUGGAAACACUUCAGUGGAGUUGCUUUCAUGGGAUUGUCUGGAUUCCUUGUUGGAUGGUCAAACUGUGUCUGAAACCCCCUCCCCCGUACCUACACUGACACUGGAAUGGUGGCAGCAAUUGACAUUAUUCGUACAUUUCCAGCACCACCAAUUGGACCAACAUAAUGGAUGUCUGCAAGGAGAGACUGUCUCAGAAUUGCAUUGUUAUCCCCAUACUUAAAAGAAUUCUCUGUGAAAGCAGGCUCUUCACACUGUAUGAAACUGCUAUGAACACUUUUGUGUUCAGACAUGGCUGAACAACAUUUUGAACAAACUAUUUUGUUUCAAGCAUACUCUGACCUUAGGAUUAUAAGAGGGGCCAUUCUGUAAACCGUUCCUCCUUUAGUCUGGAAGUCAUUGGGACUGAACCCGUAAAUCAUGUUUUUCCUUCCUUAAUUUGUGGGUUAUUUGGGUUUGGCAAACCUUUUUGCUUAGAUAUUUUGAUCACUGAACCAUUUUUUAAAAAUUUACAAAGAAAAUCCAUUGUAACUCCUCUUUGAGAAUCUUACCUUGCCUUUUCUCUCUGUAGCUCAGAAUAAGGGAAGGGGGGGCACUGUACACUGUUUAUAUGCAGCCACCAUGCAAUUUCAAACCUCGGUCCACUGGUCAACACAGAUGAAGGUUGUGAAUGGGAGCAGCAAUGUGGCUGAGCCAUUUAGUGACUCAAACCCGUAGAGAUGUGUUAUGUUUGUUGUCUGGUCAAAUAUGCAGCCUUUUCAUGCUAUUCUUUUUAAGGCAAGAAAGGCACAAAAAAGCAGUUUCUUCUGCUCUGCGUGCAUUGAUGGAGAGGCAAAACAGGAGGUAACAUAAACUAUGCCAGCAGCUCUAUCGCUUCAAACCACGCACCUAGAAAUUCCCACAGCUGUGAAUGUAUCAGCCCUCUCAGAGUCAACAACCAAUCCGAGCACAACCUGCAUAACUCAGCCCAAAGGUCGUGGCAGCAACUUUGUGAGCAUGCAAAUAUCCGCCGCACGGGUCUGUUUCUAUCUCUGUCUCUUUUUCUCGUUAUGCAAAGUCUGGGCCAAUCAUGUCUGCCCACUCAGUCCCUCUGGAUCACACAGGUUGAAUGACCUAUCUAUGCUAGCAUGAUCCACACACUGUGAUGAGGUCUGCGUUUGGGUCAAAGAAUUAAAUCAUUCUCUUUUCAUGGUUGCCCUCCAUCAUCUCAGAGAUCUUCUGUAUCUCUGCCGAAGCAUCUGCAGUGGUCAGAAGCCAGCGAAAGUGUAAAGGUUGAUAUGAAGAGCGGUUUGGGUCGCUAAAGGGCUCAGAGCUUUGCUCGGCUACAAACAGUUUUCUUCUCCAGUUCGAUGCUGCAGUGAGGCCUUUGUGGCAACAAGGGUAGCAGAAAGCUUUAUCAUGUUUUAUUUGGUGCCUAAGUUUGACAAGACUUCUUUUUACUUUUCACCUCGAAUGACAAGACUGCAUGUGAUUGUGUGUCUGCAUUGAUGUCUGCAUUACCUGCUUUAUAGAAGUCAUCCAAAAGCUGAGAUCUUAAAAAGCAUAAUUAACAUAUUAAAAAGGUCACUUAAUCAAAAAGAAAAUACCUCCUUUUAAAGACCAAUGUGUUUUACCUCACUGUAUAUAUAUUCUUGAUUUGUUUACUCCAAGUUUGCAAUUUAUCUUUCUCUUUUGUUUCUAUGAAAUGCUUAAAAAAAGUUGAAGAGAAUAAUUUGUUUUUCUUUUCAAUGGUUCUUUUUUGUCAAAUGGCAUUGUAUUGUGUUUGUGUUGUGCCCAAGCAGUAUACUAUUCCUCUUUUACCAUGCUCUGUAUAUGACCUGUUGGUUGUGUUCUGCGUGAGCUGUACAGUCAAAAGCGCUUUACAAAUGUCCAAGCCCCCUUCUGAGCUCUGGUACAAAUGCCUUGUUCAAUAUAUUCCUUUGUUUAAUGAAAAAAAAGAAAAAAAAAGAGUUGAAGUGGAGGUAGAGGAGGCUGGAAGUGAGGGGAGGGACUGUAAAGCGAAAACCCCUCAACAACUAUUGAGCCCUCCUCACCUCACAACCCUCUUGGAUUUCUAAACAUAUUAUAAUCUUGACUUUUUUAUAUAGUGUGUACAGAUGAAUGAGAGAUCAGCAUAGGAACUAGAGGAUUGACACUUAUGUUAACUUCUAACAUAGCUGGAGUAGAAAAUGGUGUGAAUAAAGAAACAAAGUUUCACUAUAA